Molecule: messenger RNA, 965 nt
Organism: Parathielavia appendiculata
Lineage: Eukaryota; Fungi; Ascomycota; Sordariomycetes; Sordariales; Chaetomiaceae
Exons: 1
Coding region: 133-687 (184 amino acids)
Source: RefSeq, a predicted model, not a curated record
CUGGUUCUCCUGUUGGAUUGAGUUGACACUGGCCAGGCAGAGCGUAUAAGCCACAGCGUGCAUACCCGCGUGGUGACUUGCAUACCUUAGCAUGGUACAGCAUGACAUGGCUUGCAUGGUGGCUGCCGGGAGAUGGGCCAUCGCCGCCGCCAGCGGAAAAGCAGAUGCCUAUCAAGGCAUUGCAUUUGUCGUUCAACGGUUUGUUUUUCUUUUCUGUUUUCUAGUUUUGUGCCUUUCCAUCCACUGAUACCAUCAGUUCCCUUCCUUCUGUCAGACAAGCAGCAUCUGCAUCCCCAGAGGGAAGCUCACUCACCGUACAGAGUACAUAGCCGGCCCCCGUCCAAUGUCUGUCUUGUCUGGCCGGUCUGGGAGCCCCUGUUUGUCACGUGGCGGUGGGCCGGGUUUGAGGUGGCAAAUGUGGUGGUGGUUGUGUUGUUGUGGAUGCAGGCAUCCGGGCCAGAUGCAGGCAACCUUAUUUGGGCUCUGUCGGGCGUUUGCACGGGCGCUCUGCUGGUUGGUGAUGGCGGGUUUGGAGAGAGAAGCGGGACUGUGCUUGAUGGGAAGACUCUGGAUAUGUUGGGAAGAGGCAGGACAAAGCUGGGGAAACAGGGCCAUGUGUGUGGGUGGAGUAGUGGAUGGUGCUGGUGUUUAAAAGAGAAGGGUCUCAACUCUCAAGUUGAGGUUUGAGUUUCUAACCACGCCCAGUAACGCCUUAUCUAGUGCAACAGCAGCAUACUCGGAACGAUUCGGACUUUUUGUCUUGCUACUUACUGCCCAGCACCUCGUCUCUGUGCCCCUUCUUCUUGCACGCUACACCGAGUCAGCUCUGCCUCAUCGGGCACCAGGGACAGACAGACAGACAUAGGCACUGCCCAGCUGUCGUGACACGCGUGUCACGUCUUGCCGCCGGUUGUUCCAGUCAAGAGUUUGUGGGACGGUUCCGGUUCCGCAGCGCGUCAUCUCGG